Pimephales promelas (fathead minnow) is the source of this 5587-nucleotide messenger RNA. Lineage: Eukaryota; Metazoa; Chordata; Actinopteri; Cypriniformes; Leuciscidae. The record is from RefSeq and is a predicted model, not a curated record.
AUGGAUGGUAUAGUGCCUCUUGUGAAUAAUACCAUCAAUUCUUUUGUGUUCUUUUACAGUGCAGCCAGUGUGUUGCUGAGAGUAAAGCUGAAUGUCAAAAAGCACCUACGUGAGCGCAACACCAUUCCCAAACUUUUUGCCAAGUCGCUCAAGAAAUACGGUGACAAGACGGCUCUGAUUUUCGAAGGAACGGGCGAGAAAUGGAGCUUCAAGGAGCUUGACGAUUACUCCAACCGCGUGGCUAACUGUCUUCUCCAGAGGGGCUUCAAGGAAGGCGAUGUGGUGGCUCUGUUCAUGGAGAACCGCUCUCAGUACGUCGGGCUCUGGCUGGGCAUGGCGAAGAUCGGAGUGGAGGCGGCGCUCAUCAACUUCAACCUUAGACUGGAGGCCCUGGUUCACUGCGUCAACAUCUCCAGCGCCAAAGCGGUGGUGUUCGGCAGUGAGCUAACAGAUGCGAUGUGUGAGGUGCACAGCUCCAUGGGAAAGACUGUUAAGCUGUUCUGCUCUGGAGAAUGGGACCCAAAGAGCGUUCCUGAAGGGACGGAGCAUCUAGAGCCGCUGCUGGAGGCGACACCUACAAACCAGCCCAGACAACCAGAUCGCAGCUUCACAGAUCGCCUUUUUUACAUUUACACGUCAGGAACCACUGGGAUGCCAAAAGCUGCUAUCGUUGUACAUAGCCGGUAUUACCGCAUGGCUGCCUUGGUGUACUAUGGUUUCAGAAUGAAGUCUGAGGAUGUGCUUUAUGACUGCUUACCACUUUACCACUCUGCAGGAAACAUAGUGGGAGUUGGCCAGUGCCUGAUCCAUGGAAUGACUGUAGUGAUCAGGAAGAAGUUCAGUGCAUCAAAGUUCUGGGAUGACUGUAUCAAAUACAACUGCACGAUCGUACAGUACAUUGGCGAGAUCUGCCGCUAUUUGCUGAACCAGCCAAAGAAGGACUUUGAGCGCCAACAUAUGGUCCGCAUGGCCCUCGGAAACGGCCUUCGCCAGUCCAUCUGGGAGGAGUUCACCAACCGCUUCAACAUACCACAGAUUGCAGAGUUCUACGGCGCCACCGAGUGCAACUGUAGCCUGGGCAACUUCGACAACAAGGCGGGGGCCUGUGGAUUCAAUAGUCGGAUCCUUCCCUACGUCUACCCCAUCCGCUUAGUCAAAGUGGACGAGGAGACCAUGGAGCUUAUCAGAGGACCCGAUGGAGUCUGUAUCCCAUGUGGUCCAGGAGAACCUGGUCAGUUGGUUGGCCGAAUCAUUCAGAACGACCCCCUCAGACGAUUCGACGGCUACGUCAAUCAGUCAGCCACUAAUAAGAAGGUUGCCCACGAUGUCUUCAAAAAGGGAGACAGUGCAUAUCUGACAGGGGACGUGCUGGAGAUGGACGACUAUGGCUACAUGUAUUUCAAAGACCGCACAGGAGACACGUACCGCUGGAAAGGAGAGAACGUGUCCACCACCGAAGUGGAGGGAACUCUGAGCCGUCUGCUGGACAUGAAAGAUGUGGUGGUGUAUGGAGUGGAGGUGCCAGGAGCUGAAGGCAAGGCAGGGAUGGCGGCCAUAGCAGACCCGGACAAUAGCUCAGACCUGGCGAAGUUUAGCAGGGACCUGGAGAAAGCUUUGCCGCCCUAUGCCCGGCCCGUGUUUCUGCGCUUCCUGCCAGAAGUGAACAAGACAGGGACUUUCAAAUUCCAGAAGACAGACUUGCGACGGGAGGGAUUCGACCCCAGUGUCGUCUCUGACAAACUCUACUUCCUGGACUGCACUAAGGGACAAUAUGUGGAGCUGAAUGUAGAGCUCCAUCGCAGCAUUGUCUCAGGAAAGCAAAAAUUAUGAGACUACUGCCAACCUCCACGCAUUCCCUCACCACCCCGCCUUCAACAGCCCUCAAACCCCACCCCCUCUCAUCACCCCGCCCCUCGUUACCUCAACAAACACAGUGAGGGGCCGCAGGAAUGCAUUCUGGACACUUAUUCAAGUCCCAUAUUCAUUCUCAUUGCCCACCUCUCUCAACCGAGAUGGGACGUGGUGGUGUUCAGCCAUCUUGAAAACAAAACAAAAAAUUAAGCAAUUUAGAAAACAAGAAUUCAAAACUAACAGCAAGGAAAGGACCAACUACACGUCUGUCAAAUGGUAAAGCUUUCCCUUUGCCUCAGCUGCACAAUGCUCGCCUGGCUACAGGAUUCGGGACUGACACGCGCUCAUUUUGACAGAUCUGACAAGCGACUACCAUCGUAAACGCGCCACCAAACCAUACGGAUCGACGUGCAAUACAAACCCAGCAAUGGCUGUGUACUUCUCAGCUGCCAAGACUUGAUCAAUGCUGUUUAUUUAAAUGUGCACCAAAUAUAUUUAAGUUGUAGAAUAGCUCAUCAUCUAUUUUCAAGUUUUGAAUCUAUAUGCUGCAUUGAAGACAUCCAAGAUCGCACUGCUACUGUGUCUAUUUUACCUUUCCAGACGUUAAUGUGCAGAGUCAAUCAUGAAAGCUGAUAUCUCACUAACGUCUAGAGACCGAGCAGCCCGGUGCGACAUUGUGCAGAGUGGGCUUCAUGGGUUCACUUCGAUUUGCUAGACGUGACGACCGUUCAGAUUCGGGUGAGGACCUCCUGGAGACUAUAGUGGACUUUGCAUAGAAGUGAAUGAAAGUAAUAAACUACUCUGGUGCUAAAGAGUGAACAUCCUCCCCAUCUGCAAAGUGGCGCCAGACCUAAAAAACAACAUCCUUGCCUCUUGACAUGAAGAGAACGGAAGCAGAGUAGAAUGAAGGGAAAGUUAUGUAGGCUAUAUGUCAUCUGGGUUUUAGUUUUUCUUUCAGCAGCAUGAAUGAUUGAUGCAAACAGAGCACUGUGCCUUACUGUCAGGUCACCACGUACGUAGUGUUAUUGCUCUUGCCCUGUAUCAUCACACUAACUGACACUGGACGUCUCUUAAACAGCUGGUUUAUUUUCUAAACCUAGCUCGUACUCCCCUCCCAUUAAAAUUUCCCAUCAUGCAAAGUGUCCGGCACUACAUCUAUGGGCAUGCUUUCCCUUCCAUGUGUAUUUUACACCAUCUUCUCUUGCAAACUUUCCUGUUCUCCUUCGCCCACUGACAGCGGACUAUUUAUUUAUAUCGUAGCAAGUAUUUAAGUGUGUGUGUGCGCACUUGUGAUGAGAUGAUUUUGUGUGACAGCAAUUGAUUUUCCAGUCACUUUUUUGGCCACUAUAAAUUAACGUAUGGCACAGAUGAGGGAAAACAUAGAACUGUGUUGACAUUAUAUGGGCGAGUAUCAAGAGGAACAUACUUUACCAAAAAAAGAAAAAAAAGAUAUACUUUGCAUAAAAAUAAUGAAGCCUAUUUUGCAAUGUGUUUUCGUUUUAAAAAAUAAGGAUUUGUCAUUACCCAUUGUCAUUACUGUAAUGCAAAGAAAUCUAUUUUGUCAUUACCAUAAUGCCUACAAAAAUUAUUGACAUUAAAAAUGUUAUUCUCAUUACAUAACAAAAAAUUGAACUAACAUUACCAUAAUGGCAAUAAAAAAAAAUAUCGCAUUCUCAUUACCGUAACAAAAAAAAUAAUUAUCAUUACCGUAACAAACAAAUUAAUGCUCAUUACCAUAAUGACAGUAACAUCUCAUUCUGAUUACAGUAAUCAUGAGCAUAAUCAAAUUCUUAUUAUUGUAAUGACAAAGUAUCAUUCUUAUUACUUUUAUUGAUAAAAAAAAACGAAUUCACGUUACUGUGAAUUAAUGACAAAAAAAACAUUUCUGAUCGGAAUGACACUAGGAUCUCAUUCUAAUUAACGUAAUGACAAAAAAUAUUCUUGUGUAUGUAAUGACAAGAAAUAGUGUUCUUGUCAAGACAUUUCUUUUCAUUAGAAUUAGCAUAAAUGAAAUUCAAUACAACAAUGUAAAUAGGACUUCAUUUUUUUAUUGAUUCAAAAUAUAUUUUUCUUUUGGAAGGAAGUGUCUGUCACACAGCUGUACAGGACAUUUCUUCUUCAACUGGUACUUCUAGCCAAGGGUGCAGCAGUGACGUCAUUGGUUAGUCAGCCAAUCAGGUGCAGUUGUCUCCAUCAAUAUUCUUUUCCUGAUUUUUAUCCUUUCCUUUUACUUGGAUUUUUAAAAAAAUAAUUUUGUAAAAGAAUGGCGUAAUGAUUUGUUAUGGGUUGAGCUUUAUUUUUCCGUUAAGCUUGUUUUCUUUUGCUCUGUGUGUGUGCGUGAGAGAGAAAGAGGGAAAGCGUAUCUUAUGCACUGAGUUUUUUUUUUUACACAAUUUACUGAUUUUAGACACAAUAUGUUGUCAAAUCUUCUCUACAAACAUUUCUUUCUCUCACGAUAUACUACGUGUUAGUGUUUGUGUCCUAUGACCGCAAGAAUUCUCGCCAGGAAUCUUUUGCUGAGGCCUCUCUUUAUUAUUUCUAGUUAAAGGAACCGUUCACCCCAAAAUGGAAAUUCUGUGAGCAUUUACUCACUCUCAUGUCGUUCCAAACCUCCAAAAAGGACAAUAAUUUUCCAUUUCCAUUUUGCAUAUUAAAAAUGCAGAUCACCUUGACAUCAUCCUGGUGCAUUAACAAGCCAUUUUUGAGUUUCAACAGAAGACUAUUUCUAUCGUGCUUUGUCUUUUUUAGAAUAUGAAUGAAGAUUAUUUUGUGUUCCAGAAAAGAAAUAAACUCAUACAUGUUUGGAACGACAUAAAAGGGAGUGAAUGAUGACGGAAAUUUCAUUUUUCGAUGGUACUGUCCAUUUAAAGUUUCAUAUUACAAAGACGCACAUUUGCAGACACAGACAAACAACCUUCAGCCAUUUCCACAUAAAUGAGGUCUGUUUUGAGAAAGAUUUCUGCAUUUUAUUUACAUUCUGAUUUCUUUUUUCAUAUGUCGGAAAGGCAUUAGCAAUGUGAAAUGCAAAAGCCAGUGCUGUGAAUAAUUUUGUAUUUAUUUAUUUUUUUAAUACAUAUUUUUUUCCCCACUGCACCAUAUAAAGAGUCGCAGUCUGUUUUCACUCCGAACAAGUUUUACAGGAUCUUUUUGUGUCGGUUUAUUUUCGAGCUGAUGUUGUGCAUGAAAUGCGAUGUUGUUCUCAUGUCCGUCCACUAGGUUGUGGUGCUCGUUCACAUUCCUUCCAUUUGCCAUCCAAAAUCUUGUUAAUGCACCAGUAUGUUUUCAUUGAAAAUGAGGGAUAUCUAAUGUUUAAUGUUUACCCUAAUUAUUUACUGUGGAUUUUGUUCUUAUUUGUUCUGUCAAACCAUUGGACCAUUAAGCAUCAUGAGUUAUAUUGUUUUAUUGAGCACCAAAGCAAAUGAAGGUUUUGCAUUCUGUUAGUUAGGGACACAGUUUUCUUUUAUAAACUGUACAGAUUUGUCACCCUUCUUAAAAAGACUGAUCAUAAAUGCACUUUUGUUUUGUCUAUUUCUGUUCAGUACUCAGGAACAACAUGCAGAGGUGGGAACUACUGUAUGAGUGAGCUGGUGUGUGUGUGUGUGUUUAUGUAGAGGAGGUGUGUGAGGUGUGCCGCGUCACACUGAAGUCCUCUUGUCUUAAAGACUAGCUGUAAAUCAUGCUCUUUCAAAACAAUGGCAUCCAAGAAUCCAUAUUAAUAAAAAAUAUAUUAAUUCUC